AUGGACCUAGCUGGUCUUUUAACUUUACCAACCGAUACCUUUGGAGAGCAGUCAUGCGACGUCGAUUUCCCGGACCUAUUUCCUACGCCCCCCCCCCCCUCUAAUGGCAAUAAUGCUCUCUCGGGCCGAAGAACAAAGGCUGUUCCAACAGAGGUGUUUGCUAUUGGCCUGUCGAACGGGUUCCAUUGCAAGGACCUGGUGAUGGCGCUUGUCGCAGAUGAUCCUACAUUGUUGCUGUGUUACGUGGAAAGAUGGUUGAAGAUUUUUGCGGGAGAAAUAAUUCUGGAUCAUGCUUCAGAUCCUCGUAGGUUCACUGAAAACAGACCAUGGAUGUUCCACUGCGGUCUUCCCAUCGGGUCGCGCAUCCAUGUUAUCUGCUGCCGGCCGAAAUUAAAUCUCGACAACUUUGAUUUACAGUCGCUUUAUAGACCAUCAUCCCCACGUACUUUCAUCGCCGUUCUCAGUCCUCCUUGCUCUCCAGCCAACCACCGGCCACCGCUAUUCGAACGAAAUCUGCAAUCAUACAAGUCCCGAUACGAUGGCCAAUAA
Guyanagaster necrorhizus is the source of this 549-nucleotide messenger RNA. RefSeq lists its product as uncharacterized. The transcript is spliced from 5 exons. Lineage: Eukaryota; Fungi; Basidiomycota; Agaricomycetes; Agaricales; Physalacriaceae. Bases 1 to 549 code for a protein of 182 amino acids. The record is from RefSeq and is a predicted model, not a curated record.